GACGCCCAGCGCAGUUUCGGGGAGUUGGUGAAAAGUCGGGAAACUCCGGGACAGGAGACAGCGACGGGCCGAGCGGCGCCGGGACAGGAGCGACGGGCCGAGGGGCUGUGGGGUUAAUCCGAGGGACCGGGCGGGACGGAGCCGCCGGUUUCUGGUCCGGGGAGAGUUGGUGACUCUGGUGACGGGAUGAGGAUCGCUCGGCCAACUGGUUGUUGGAUUCUGACUAACCGCAGCGAAGCAGUCAACGGAGCAGGUCUCAGUCACCAUGACAACAGAGAAGGCCUCAGUCACCAUGAAAACGAAGCAGGGCCCGGUCACCAUGACAACAGAGCAGGCCCCGUUCACCAUGGAAAUGGAGCAGACCCCGGUCACCAUGACAACAGAGCAGGCCCCGGUCACCAUGAAAACGGAACAGGCCCCGGUCACCAUGACAACAGAGCAGGCCUCGGUCACCAUGACAACAGAGCAGGCCCCGGUCACCAUGGAAACGGAGCAGGCCCCGGUCACCAUGACAACAGAGCAGGCCCCGGUCACCAGGGAAAUGGAGCAGGCCCCAGUCACCAUGACAACAGAGCAAGCCCCGGUCACCAUGAAAACGGAUGGAACAGGCCCCGGUUACCGUGACAACGGAUCAGAUCCCAGUAGUCGUGGUAACGCCACCAGAUUUGGAUUCUACACAUUUGUUCCCACAAAACGGUCCUGGAGAAUCGGCAAACUCUCCGGCACCACCCUCUGACCCCGGUAACCACGGGCAACAGUCCUCUGACCCCGAUCCCAGUUGCCAAGGACCUGCUCCCCCUCCCCC
Molecule: messenger RNA, 805 nt
Organism: Leucoraja erinaceus (little skate)
Lineage: Eukaryota; Metazoa; Chordata; Chondrichthyes; Rajiformes; Rajidae
Exons: 2
Coding region: 266-736 (156 amino acids)
Source: RefSeq, a predicted model, not a curated record